Phodopus roborovskii (desert hamster) is the source of this 2765-nucleotide messenger RNA. RefSeq names its product solute carrier family 37 member 4 (gene Slc37a4). Gene Ontology annotation, biological process: phosphate ion transmembrane transport; glucose-6-phosphate transport. Bases 597 to 2258 code for a protein of 553 amino acids. The transcript is spliced from 9 exons. NCBI's taxonomy places the organism in Eukaryota, Metazoa, Chordata, Mammalia, Rodentia, Cricetidae. Gene Ontology annotation, molecular function: glucose 6-phosphate:phosphate antiporter activity. The record is from RefSeq and is a predicted model, not a curated record. Gene Ontology annotation, cellular component: endoplasmic reticulum membrane.
UACAAUUCUGCAACUACUGCAGCUAGUUAGCUCCCCUUACCCACUGAUGUGCUUUGUACAUUUCAGUGACUGAGGCCAGCCAAAGAGGGAAAAUGAAAUGGGAAAUUAUAGAAAUAAACCAUUAAUAGGCUUUAAGAAACUUUUAUUAUGGUGCAUUGUUGUAAUUGUUCUAUUAAUUUCUUACCAGCCCUAAUUUAUAUAUUUAAGCUUUGUCAUUGUGUACAUAAAGGAAGUGUAUGCAUUGUUCACUAUGACCACCAUGAGGGGGUCAUGGAAUGUUUCCCGCGAUAAAGGACAUACGUAUUAGGAAAGUUAUACUCCAUUGUGUGCUAAGCCUUGGGAGCAGUGAGCUCUAGAAGGCUCAGAAGUGGGGAUUUUAGUGCACUGAUUGAAAGAGACUGAGCAUAAAAACCUUCCAUGAUGCCUGGCAACCCGGAACCCUCAUUGAACCUGAGUGAAUGAGAAAGUUGACUAAGGGAGGAGGGCAAUACUGAGCUCAGCUCCAUUCAUCUUUACCCCUGCCUCCCCUGGGCUCAUGCAGACAAAAGUAAUUAGGCUGAGUCUUUAAUCACAGCUGGUUUCACAGGCAAGAAGACAUGGAAAAGGAGGGAAAGGCAGAAAUCCUGGGGACAGGCACGCCUCCCUCUGGGACCCCCUUCUCCUCCCCCACUUUGGCUUUCAGUAAUCUACUGUUUUCUUGUCUCCCUCAGGACACUGGGUUCCCUAGUUGCUGCCCCAGGCUUAAUGAUUGUCCAGACGGUGGCUAUAAAGAGGCUGGGUGGAGGAGGGAGCUGAAAAACCCAGCUCAGCAGAUCCGGGCACCAAGAGCUGCAAGCAGGAGCAGUCAAGAGGCUGUGGUCAGAAGCACUGUGACCUGCCCUACAGGGCCAGCUUUUUCUGCCAUGGCAGCCCAAGGAUAUGGCUAUUAUCGCACUGUCAUCUUCGCAGCUAUGUUUGGGGGCUACAGCCUGUACUACUUCAACCGCAAAACCUUCUCCUUUGUCAUGCCAUCCUUGGUGGAAGAGAUUGCUCUGGACAAAGAUGAUUUGGGGCUCAUCACCAGCAGCCAGUCGGCAGCCUAUGCCAUCAGCAAGUUUGUGAGUGGGGUGCUGUCUGAUCGGAUGAGUGCCCGCUGGCUCUUCUCCUCCGGGCUGCUCCUGGUCGGCCUAGUCAACGUAGUCUUCUCUUGGAGCUCCACAGUACCAGUCUUUGCUGCUCUCUGGUUUCUUAAUGGCCUGGCACAGGGGCUGGGCUGGCCCCCCUGUGGGAAGAUCCUGAGGAAGUGGUUUGAGCCAUCCCAGUUUGGCACUUGGUGGGCUGUGUUGUCAACCAGCAUGAACCUGGCUGGAGGUUUGGGACCUAUCUUGGCAACAAUCCUUGCCCAGAGCUACAGCUGGCGCAGCACACUGGCCCUGUCUGGAGCACUGUGUGUGGCUGUCUCCUUCCUCUGCCUGCUACUCAUCCACAAUGAACCUGCUGACGUUGGACUCCGAAAUCUGGACCCUACCCCCUCCAAGGGCAAAAAAGGUUCAUCAAAGGAGGAGAGCACCCUACAGGAUCUGCUGCUGUCCCCCUAUCUAUGGGUGCUCUCCACUGGCUACCUUGUAGUCUUUGGAGUAAAGACCUGCUGUACAGACUGGGGCCAGUUCUUUCUUAUCCAGGAAAGAGGGCAGUCUGCCCUUGUGGGUAGUUCCUACAUGAGUGCCCUGGAGGUUGGAGGCCUUGUGGGCAGCAUUGCAGCUGGCUAUCUGUCAGACCGGGCCAUGGCAAAGGCAGGGCUUUCUAUGUAUGGGAACCCUCGUCAUGGCCUGUUGCUGUUCAUGAUGGCUGGCAUGGCAGCAUCCAUGUUCCUCUUCCGGGUAACAGUGACCAGUGACUCACCCAAGGAUGUUGCUUUCUGGACUCCUGCUCUCCAUCCUCUGGCUGAGCUCACAGGCUUUACGGAGCACGAGAUCUGGAUCCUGGUGUUGGGAGCUGUGUUUGGUUUCUCUUCUUAUGGACCCAUUGCCUUAUUUGGAGUCAUAGCCAAUGAGAGUGCACCUCCCAACUUGUGUGGCACCUCUCAUGCUAUUGUGGGACUCAUGGCAAAUGUGGGUGGAUUUCUGGCUGGAUUACCCUUCAGCACCAUUGCCAAGCACUAUAGCUGGAGCACAGCCUUCUGGGUAGCAGAAGUGAUUUGUAUAGCCAGCACAGUUGUCUUCUUCUUGCUUCGAAAUAUCCGCACCAAGAUGGGCCGAGUACCCAAGAAGGCAGAGUGAAGAGAGUACUCAUUAUGGAACAUCCCCAAUGUCAGCCUCCCUGGCAGGGCAUACAAAAGGAGAAGCUGCUCUGGUUAGCAUAGACCCUCCACCUUUCUGUGUCUACCCUGUCCCCUUGGACCUCCAUGGUGCUGCAAGUUAUCAGUGGCUAAUGAGAUCCCAACUCCCAUCCUAUGAUCUAUUUAAAUAUUUGUUUUUAGACUCCAUCAGCUUCUAUUUCUAUCUUCUAGCAGACAGGCAACUGCAUACCCUUCUUCCUUUCCUAGGUCCUAUCCUGUCCUCAUCUCCUAGUGAGGUGAACCUGUCUCUGCAGCUGCAGAACAUUAAUGCCUGUGGUUUCUUUUGUACCCCAAGGCUUCUUAGCAGGGGGCAAAGUUAUUGCCAAUACCUCAGUCACCACGGGAAGAGAGGAAGCCACCAUUCUCAUCAAUACCCUGGGACAAAGGGGGGGAAUAUAGUGGGCAAGCCAAUUUGUUAUAGAUUAAUAAAACUAGAUUUGAUACUAAA